Messenger RNA from Fonsecaea nubica, 735 nucleotides. RefSeq lists its product as hypothetical. The coding region runs from base 1 to 735 and encodes 244 amino acids. The record is from RefSeq and is a predicted model, not a curated record. Gene Ontology annotation, cellular component: cytoplasm; nucleus. Gene Ontology annotation, biological process: tRNA wobble uridine modification. Gene Ontology annotation, molecular function: tRNA binding; S-adenosylmethionine-dependent methyltransferase activity. The transcript has 3 exons. Lineage: Eukaryota; Fungi; Ascomycota; Eurotiomycetes; Chaetothyriales; Herpotrichiellaceae.
AUGGACAGUGCAUUGGAAUACGAGAAGAAGCAUGUGCACGAAGUGUACGAGGAUAUAGCGAGUCAUUUCUCGUCCACACGAUACAAGCCGUGGCCUGUAGUCGACCAGUUCCUCCGACGUCUGCCCCCUGGGUCUGUCGGUCUUGACGUGGGCUGUGGGAAUGGGAAGAACUUAACUGUAAACAAGGAUGUCUUCAUUAUUGCUUCGGAUCGGUCAAACGCCCUGGUAGAGAUCGCCCACCGCCAUCCACCGCAUAGUGCCAUCGUCGCAGACACCCUUAGCCUUCCGCAUCCAAGUGAUUUGUUCGAUUUCGCAAUCUCCAUCGCGGUUAUACACCACCUAUCUUCCAACGCACGACGGGUUCAGGCUAUCAGAGAAAUCUUGCAGACCUUAAGACCACCUUGCAAAUCUCGUCGAAGGGGCGGAGAAAAAGAAGGGGGAGGCCAGGCAUUGAUAUUCGUUUGGGCAUUGGAGCAGAAAGGCAGCCGACGGGGUUGGGACCGUGGCCACGAGCAGGAUGUGCUCGUACCCUGGGUUCUCAAGCCGGAUGUCGCUUCCAAAUCCAAACCGGAGGUUCAAAUGCCCGAUCCACCCAUCUCAACAACAUACCAUCGAUACUAUCAUCUGUAUCGGGAUGGCGAGCUGCAAGAGGACGCCAUUGCUGCCGGCGCGAGGAUAGUUGAGUCUGGUUAUGAUCGAGAUAACUGGUGGGUCAUCCUCUCCCGACAAGACUGA